AUGAAAUCUUUUAUAGGAUGGUUUGAAUAUUUUGGUACUAAUGAAUAUUUUUGUUAUAUUAAUUUUGUAAAUGGAAAACAAUUAGUUAUAGCAAUACCAGGUACCUAUGCACUUCCAUUAGCUAUCUUAGCUAUUGUUAAUGUUUGGAUAUGGCAAUAUGUUCGACUUCGACUACGUCGUACACCUCUAAUGAUAACAUUAACAACACAACGGCGACUGCCACAUAUAAAACGUGAUAUUGAAAUGUUACGUCGUACAAUGAUACCUGUUUGUAUUUUAAUUUUACACGGUCUACCUGGUCUUGGUUUUGUUAUUGCAGCAACUAUACAAGCUAAUGGGAUAAUUUACUAUUUAGGCUAUCGUUUAACAUUUUUUUCUGUUUCAUUAUCAAUGAUCAUUAUGCCCAUAGUUAUUAUACAAUUAACACCGAAAAUAAAAGCAGUUGUAUUUUUGUAA
Didymodactylos carnosus is the source of this 456-nucleotide messenger RNA. NCBI's taxonomy places the organism in Eukaryota, Metazoa, Rotifera, Eurotatoria, Philodinida, Philodinidae. The record is from the annotation of a GenBank genome assembly.